Molecule: messenger RNA, 1550 nt
Organism: Frieseomelitta varia
Lineage: Eukaryota; Metazoa; Arthropoda; Insecta; Hymenoptera; Apidae
Product: vitellogenin receptor-like
Exons: 11
Molecular function (GO): protein binding; calcium ion binding
Source: RefSeq, a predicted model, not a curated record
GCCACAGUAGUAAGGAGAAGCCGAGAGUUUCGAUACAUGUCAUUGAAACUCUAUUAGAAUAGUCCAAAUAGAGAUAUUAUUGACAUAUCUCAAUUCUUCACAUGUGUAGUGAAGGAUUCUAGUAAAUUAUGUAUCGCAAGUUGUUCGUGUUUGUUGUCAUAACUGUCUUCAACUCGCGCGUCAGUACAACGACUAUACGUUGCGAACCACCGGAUUAUUUCUUAUGCAACAACGGAAAAUGCAUUUCGUCUGCCUUCCGCUGCGAUGGAGAAAGCGAAUGCGGUGAUGAAUCUGAUGAAGUGGACUGUAAAGGCUUCCAAGUUGACUUCAAAAUAAAUCGUUGCGCUGUAGAUGAGUUCCAAUGCUCCGAUCAUUCUUGCAUACCGAUAGAAAACUUUUGCGACGCGAGAGCUGAUUGUUCCGAUGGAAGUGACGAGCAUGAUGACUGCGUGAAAAACUUGCAAUGCGAUAGAUUCAAAUGUAAAGAUGGUCAUUGCAUAAGAAACGAAUGGGUUUGCGAUGGUGUUCCAGAUUGUCCAGAUAAAAGUGACGAAGAAAAAUGCGAGAACAGUAUGAUACCAAUCGAUAAAUGUAACAACGAAUACGAUCGAUAUCUGUGCAAUAAUAAAAGAUGCAUUUUUCUAAAUGCAACGUGCAACGAGAAAGAUGACUGUGGUGAUAACUCGGAAGAAAAUGCAGAUGCAUGCAAGAAGGCUGAUGCAGCAUGCAAAGAAGCAAAAUGUCAACAUAACUGCAGAAAAACACCUGUUGGUGCUCAAUGCUCGUGUCGAUCGGGUUACAAGUUGGUGAACAAUCAGACUUGCGAGGACGUGAAUGAGUGCGAUAAUUACGGAACCUGUGAUCAAAAAUGUAUCAACAACGCUGGAUCCUACACUUGUUUGUGUCAGUCUGGUUAUAAUCUGGACGAUGAUAAAAAAACUUGUAAAGUCGAAGGCGGCGAAGCUGAAAUGGUGUUCUCAAUUAAAUCUGAAAUCCAUGGUGUUUAUCUUAGUUCCGAAAUAUAUUAUCCCAUAACACGGAAUUUGCAACAUGCCGUGGCUGUUUCCUUGGACGCGAAUUACAUAUAUUGGUCCGACAUCGAGAAUGGAAAUGAAGCAAUAAUCAAAAGUUCGCUGGAUGGUACACAACGAGAAAUCAUUGUUACAACAGGUUUAAACAAUCCCGAUGAUAUGGCAGUAGAUUGGGUAACAGGCAACAUAUAUUUCACGGACAGUGGUUACAUGCACAUCGGAGUUUGCAGCAAUGAUGGUUCUUAUUGCACUGUUAUAAUAGAAGAACCGAACGAUAAACCGCGAAGUCUUGCUUUAUUGCCAUCCAAUGGUAUAAUGUACUGGUCCAAAUGGGGCGUGAAUUCGUGCAUAUUAAAGGCGGGAAUGGAUGGCAAAAAUAAUACCGUGUUGAUCAACGAAAACUUAGAGUUGCCAAAUAGUUUGGCUAUUGAUUACGCAAAUAACAGAUUAUAUUGGAUAGAUACUAAACUGAAAAUAAUCGAAUCGGCACGACUAGAUGGUACAAAUCGAAGGGUAUAU